AUGCCCUCCCCAGGGCGAACAGCUCCGAGGCAAGCUCCUCAUAAGAGUUUCCCUCGAUCGGGGGGGAUGCGAGAAACCGGCCGGCAGCAAAUACGGUUGACGAUUCUUCGUACGGAUAAGGCGACUAUCCGAUCUCAUCAACGAACCAAGGAGACCCUUGAAGCCCGGCGUAUGCGCCUCGUGUUCCGUGACGAUUUUGAAGCAGGCCAUGAUGUGCGUGUGCAUCUCUGGCCACUUCUCGAGGAGGCCUGCGAUGGCGACGAGGGUUAA
Molecule: messenger RNA, 270 nt
Organism: Clonostachys rhizophaga
Lineage: Eukaryota; Fungi; Ascomycota; Sordariomycetes; Hypocreales; Bionectriaceae
Source: the annotation of a GenBank genome assembly